AAAGGGGGGCGCGUGUGUGUCCUCGCAGCCUCGCGCGCGCUUCCUCUGUGUGCUCGUUCGCCUGUGAUCGGAUCCCGCAUUUCGGCAGCACGCACUCGAGCUAAGAAGAUGUCGCGGGUGUACAUCGGAAGACUGAGCUACAGGGCCAGGGAGAAGGACGUGGAGAGGUUCUUCAAGGGCUACGGGAAGAUCCUGGAGGUCGACCUGAAAAACGGGUAUGGGUUCGUUGAAUUCGAUGACCCCCGUGACGCGGACGAUGCUGUGUACGACUUAAACGGCAAGGAGCUGUGCGGGGAACGGGUCAUCGUGGAGCACACCAAGGGACCUCGUCGUGACGGAGGUUACGGCGGAAGAAGCACAAAAGCUGCAUCAAAAGAAGACUUGAAAGGUGGAUAUGGGCGCUGGGGAAGAGACAGAUAUGGUCCGCCGAUUAGGACAGAUUAUCGUCUCAUUGUUGAGAAUCUUUCCAGCCGCUGCAGCUGGCAGGACUUGAAGGACUACAUGAGGCAGGCAGGGGAGGUGACUUACGCCGACACCCACAAGGGCCGGAGAAACGAGGGAGUGAUCGAGUUCAGGCUCUACUCCGACAUGAAGAGAGCUCUGGAGAAGCUCGACGGCACAGAAGUGAACGGCAGAAAGAUCCGCCUCAUCGAGGAUCGCCCCGGGGCCAAACGCAGACGCUCUUACUCCCGCAGUCGCAGCCGCUCCAGGUCUCGCUCCAGGAGCCGCAGAUCUCGCAAGAGCCGCAGCCGCAGUGACAGCAGCAGUCGCAGCCGCUCCCACUCCAGGGCGGCUUCACGCUCCCGCAGCCGAUCUCGUAGCAAGAAGAACAAGGGCAAGAACAAGAAGGAGGAAGAAGAGCGCAGCAACGGCGCUCAGAAGAACAAGGACCGCAGCCGGAGUCGCAGCCCCAAGAGCAAAAAGGGCAAGAAAGACGGGAAGAAGGGCAAGAAGGACGACUCCAGGUCCAGAUCUCGCUCUCGCUCCAGGUCUCACUCUCGAUCGGUGAACAAGGAUCGCUCCAGGAAAUCUGGCUCAAAGGGCCGCGAGCCGCCCAAGAGCGACGACGAGGGCGGCGAGCCCGAGAGGGGCUCCCGCUCCCGUUCACGCUCGCCAGCCGAGUCCAAAUCCAGAGCCAGGUCUAAAUCAAAGUCCAAAUCCAAGUCUCGUUCCCCGUCACCCGUCAAAGCCCGCUCCCACUCCCGAUCCGCCUCCCGCUCAGAGUCCCGCUCCAAAUCCCGCUCCCAGUCUCGUUCUCGCUCCCGUUCCCGCUCUUAGUUCAGAUUUUGGACUUUUUGUCAUGAGCCCUUAUCCCGACACUGUCUCCCCCUGUCCUCCAUUUACAUUCCCCAGACCCCGCGACACUACCCCCGCCUCCUGUCUUUUGAUAAAUAGCUGUAGAAUACCAGGCACUCGACUCAAUGUCUUUUAUGCACAUGCUACUCCAUUUCAUUUGACUUUUACAAUACAUAUUUUUUUCAUUAGCGCUGUCUCGUAUGGGGGUGUUUGUAAAAUAACAGGGUGCAAUCUCAGUUUUAUAAGUUUAAAUGAUGGUGUGUGUCUUAGCCUUUUUUUAAUCAAACGUAGAAGCGUACUGUUUUGGCAAAAUGCUGGGUGGGAACAUGAUCUCACCUUUUGUGAAAUCCUCGCAUCGUUUUAUUUCAAAUUAAAAAAAACAAAUGCCUGUUCUACAUUCUCGUUGUUUGGAUUGUUUUUUUGUUUGUCCGCAGAAAGUCGGUGAGGUGGAUGAAUGAUUGAACUUGAGGCUUCAUGUGAUCAAAUGGUUUCUCAGGGAUUUGUCUGCGUCUUUGGAACCAAUUUUAUUACAGCUGAUAAAAAUGGAAUAAACUCGA
Messenger RNA from Larimichthys crocea (large yellow croaker), 1853 nucleotides. RefSeq names its product serine and arginine rich splicing factor 4 (gene srsf4). NCBI's taxonomy places the organism in Eukaryota, Metazoa, Chordata, Actinopteri, Sciaenidae. The transcript is spliced from 7 exons. Gene Ontology annotation, molecular function: mRNA binding. The record is from RefSeq and is a predicted model, not a curated record. The coding region runs from base 109 to 1278 and encodes 389 amino acids. Gene Ontology annotation, cellular component: cytoplasm; nucleus.